Messenger RNA from Vespula vulgaris, 13674 nucleotides. RefSeq lists its product as uncharacterized. Gene Ontology annotation, biological process: ammonia assimilation cycle. The record is from RefSeq and is a predicted model, not a curated record. Bases 954 to 7145 code for a protein of 2063 amino acids. Lineage: Eukaryota; Metazoa; Arthropoda; Insecta; Hymenoptera; Vespidae. The transcript has 47 exons. Gene Ontology annotation, molecular function: iron-sulfur cluster binding; FMN binding; iron ion binding.
GCAUAAACGAGAGACGGUUAGGUCUCCGCGCGCAAUAAUCCGUGCUUCAACGAAUCUCACACAUUUCUACGUUUUCGCGGCGUACAGAGAGUUCGUUCCGUUGCUAAGAGCAUAUAUUAGAGAUAUUAAGGAGAUUAAGAAUACGAAGAUAAUAAGACGUAAUCUAAAUCAUAAGGAAUAUUUAAUCUGUGAACAAACAAAAAAAAGACCGGUCACUUAUCAAUUAGAUUUCCUGUUUAGACAACGUUUUUCAAAUCUUGUCGAAAAUUGAAGCUUGCCUUACAGAAAAGAAAGAGAAAAAAGUGAAGAGGGGAGAGGUGGUGACGAAGGAGAGUGGUAGAAGGGGAAGGAACGUGGAAGCCGGUAAGAACGAUCGAUCGUGAAAGACAAGACCGUGUCAACCGUUCAACAUCAUCGAAAAGAGCUGCAUAUUUCGAACGUGCUACACUUCCUUCGAAUUUUAUCGAAAUUCAGCGUGGUUAACUCCCGCCACUACUGCCGGUCUAUUUUACGAGUUCCUUCUUCGCCAGUUCUGUUCUAUUAACGGUCGAGGUCCACGACUGACGCCUGUGUUACAGAGAAAAGGAAUAAGAAGUACGAUUCGCUAACUAUAAUAACUCGUUCCUCUUCUUCAAAAUCCUUAAUUAAAACGAAAAAGGGAGUCUCAAAAAAGAUUUUCUUCCAUCUUGUUUCUGAUAAUAAUUCAAGUUCAAACAAGUUCGAAGUUCAAGAGAAUAUUCGAUCGUCGUGGGAGGUCGGUGUCUCGUCUGUUGACAGACUAACGAGAAUUAUUGUUUUUUCUUUUCUUUUUUUUCUUCCUUUCCGAAAAAGAAGAAUAGAAAAGGACAGUGCUCUGAAGAAAGAAGGAUAAGGAAUUCUAAGAAAAGAGAAUUCAAUUGGGACUUCGUUUCGGUACUACGCAGUAAUUUUUCUUUCUUUUGAAGAUUGAAAACAUGAGUUCUGGCAAUUAUUGGUCUCUUCCUCCGAAACAAGGUCUUUACGAUCCAACACUUGAGAAAGAAGCAUGUGGUGUUGGAUUUAUUGUUGCUAUCGAUGGCAAGAGAUCUCAUAAGAUUAUUCGAGAUGCGCAGACACUUUCCGCACGGAUGAAUCACAGAGGUGCAUGUGCUUGUGAUAAUGAUACCGGUGAUGGUGCCGGUGUACUUUGUGCUAUACCACAUGAAUAUUAUGCGGAUGAGAUUCGCGAGCAACAGAAUAUCGAGUUGCCUAAUAUCGGACGUUAUGCUACUGGCAUACUUUUCCUUGAUAAGAAUACCCAUAAGGAAACUGAAGCUGCAUUUGAAAAAUUAGCUGAAGAAUGUAGUCUAAGAGUAAUUUGUUGGCGCGAUGUCCCAACGGAUGACACGCAAAUUGGCCAAGUUGCAAAAAAAUGUGAACCUUAUAUGCGACAAGUAUUUGUUACGGGUGAUCAAGAGGAUAAAGAAAUUCUUCAACGUCAGAUUUUUGUAUUAAGAAAGAGAUCAUCUCAUACCAUACCUAAAGCAGAAUUAAGAUAUUAUAUUUGUUCGCUCUCUUUGAAAACUGUUGUCUAUAAAGGCCAACUUACAGCAGAUCAACUCUGGUCAUACUUUGAGGACUUAAAGUCACCAAAAUUCGAGACUUAUUUGGCAUUAGUUCAUACAAGAUUUUCCACAAAUACAUUCCCUAGUUGGGAAAGAGCACACCCAUUGCGAUUACUCGCGCAUAACGGUGAAAUCAAUACUUUGCGAGGAAAUGUUAAUCUUAUGAAAGCUCGUGAGGGGGUUAUGAGCAGUAAGAUUUAUGGUAAUCAAUUGAAAGAUCUUUAUCCAGUUGUAGAGCCAAAUCUUUCGGAUUCUGGUGCAGCUGAUUGCGUACUUGAAUUUUUGGUAAUGGCGGGACAACGUUCAUUGCCUGAGGCUGUUAUGACUAUGGUACCAGAGGCUUGGCAAAAUGAUCUUACAAUGGCUACGGAGAAAAGAGACUUUUAUCAUUGGGCUGCAUGUUCUAUGGAACCAUGGGAUGGUCCAGCUCUACUGACAUUCACCGAUGGUCGUUACGUUGGUGCUAUCUUAGACAGAAAUGGCCUGCGCCCCUCGCGCUUCUACGUCACUAAGGAUAACAUGAUGGUGAUGGCGUCCGAAGUGGGCGUCUAUGACACACCGCCCAGCAAUAUAAUCCUGAAGAGCCGUUUGAAGCCUGGAAGAAUGCUCCUUGUUGACACUGAAGAAAAGAAGAUUAUACAAGAUGUUGAACUAAAACAACACAUUGCAAGAAGCAGGCCUCAUUCUAAGUGGCUCAGAGAACAGAUAACAAUGGAUGAAAUACGUGCUGCUCAUGCUGCUAAUGGUGGUACAUUGAAUACAUUCGAGAAUGGAUACAAUUCUGAGGUUCAGAAAAAAAAUAUUUUCAAUGGUCUUAAUGAAAUUUCUGCUGUUAAUCGUGUCUGGGGUGGUGAUAAAAGAUUGUCUUUGUAUGGAUAUACAUUGGAGACCAUCAACUUGCUGUUACUUCCAAUGAUACAAUCCAAAAAAGAAGCUCUUGGUUCCAUGGGUAAUGAUGCACCGCUUGCGUGUUUAUCGCAAUUUCAACCUUUACCAUACGAAUACUUUAAACAAUUAUUUGCACAGGUGACAAAUCCUCCGAUCGAUCCAUUCAGAGAAAAGAUCGUCAUGUCAAUGCUCUGUCCAAUUGGCCCUGUGAGCAAUAUUUUGGAGCCAAGUGAACUCCAAGUACAUAGAUUGUUCUUAGAACAACCAAUUUUAUCUCUCGAUGAUCUUGAAGUUCUUAAGCAAACCAAACAUCGUGGAUGGACAACCAAGGUUAUUGAUGCAACAUAUCCUGUAGAAGACGGACCUCUUGGUUUGGUAAAGACUCUGAACCGUGUCUGUAAUGAAGCUAACGAAGCUGCUAGAGGUGGUUAUCAAUUAAUUGUAUUAUCUGAUCGACAAGGUGGUUCAGAAAGAGUUCCCGUUAGCAGUUUAUUAGCAUUAGGAGCAGUACAUCACUUUUUGAUCGAAGAGAGACAACGAAUGAAAGUUGGUCUUAUCCUGGAGACUGCUGAAGCUAGAGAGGUACAUCACAUAUGCGUGUUACUUGGUUAUGGUGCAGAUGCUAUUUGUCCAUAUCUUGUAUUUGAAAUGGCGAAGAAUUUAAGAGCAGAUGGAGUUUUUGACUAUACAUAUACCGAUGAAGUCAUAUAUAAGAAUUAUUCUGAAGCUAUGGAACGUGGCAUAGCAAAAGUAAUGGCAAAAAUGGGAAUAUCAACUUUACAAUCUUACAAAGGAGCACAAAUCUUUGAAGCAGUUGGAUUAGCCGAUGAAGUAAUAGAUAAGUGUUUCAAGGGCACUCAGUCACGUAUUGGUGGAGUAACAUUUGAAAUAUUAGCUAAAGAGGCAUUUGAAAGACAUCAAAUAACAUAUUGGAAUAAACCAAUGGACAUGUUAAUAAUUCGUAAUCCAGGUAUUUAUCACUGGCGAUCUGGUGGAGAAAAACAUAUCAAUGAUCCUGGCAGCAUAGCUAGUUUGCAGGAUUAUGUUGUUUCGAAAAGCAAUAAUGCUUAUGAAAAUUACCGUAAGAUAUCAAUGGACAUGGUUCAAAAUUGUACAUUGCGCGGUCAAUUAGUAAUUAAAAAAUUAGAUAAGCCAAUAGACAUAAACGAAAUAGAACCUGCUUCUGAAAUUGUUAAACGAUUUGUUACCGGAGCUAUGAGUUUUGGAAGUAUCUCGCUUGAAGCUCAUACCACAUUGGCAAUAGCUAUGAAUCGCAUUGGAGGUAAAUCCAACACAGGUGAAGGUGGUGAAAAUGCAGACAGGUAUCUUAAUCAAGAUCCAGAAUUUAACAAGCGUUCGGCUAUAAAACAAGUAGCCAGUGGUAGAUUUGGAGUAACUUCAAGUUAUUUGGCUAAUGCCGAUGAUCUUCAAAUAAAAAUGGCUCAGGGUGCAAAACCAGGAGAAGGUGGAGAAUUGCCUGGCUACAAAGUCACUGCAGAUAUUGCUGCAACCAGACAUUCUGUAGCUGGUGUAGGUCUUAUUUCACCACCUCCUCAUCAUGAUAUUUAUUCGAUAGAAGAUUUGGCCGAAUUAAUCUACGAUCUAAAAUGUGCAAAUCCUAAUGCCCGUAUAUCUGUCAAAUUAGUAUCAGAAGUUGGAGUGGGUGUAGUCGCAGCAGGUGUGGCAAAGGGUAAAGCUGAACAUGUAGUGAUAUCUGGUCACGAUGGUGGUACUGGCGCUAGUAGUUGGACAGGCAUUAAAUCCGCAGGCCUUCCAUGGGAAUUGGGUGUAGCGGAGACUCAUCAAGUUCUGACAUUGAAUAAUCUUCGAUCACGCAUGGUAGUUCAAGCAGACGGACAGAUGCGUACAGGUUUUGAUAUCGUAGUUGCAGCAUUACUAGGUGCAGAUGAAUUUGGUUUCAGUACAGCUCCUUUGAUUGCUAUGGGAUGUACUAUGAUGAGAAAAUGUCACUUGAAUACUUGUCCCGUUGGUAUUGCCACGCAAGAUCCUGUACUUAGGAAAAAAUUCGAAGGAAAACCGGAACAUGUGAUAAAUUUCUUCUUUGCGCUUGCCGAAGAGGUUCGUCAGCACAUGGCGAGUCUUGGUAUUAAAAAAUUCCAAGAUUUAAUAGGCCGUACAGAUUUUCUUAAAGUACGCGACGAUAUAGCUGUUGAGAAAGCUAAGACAUUGAGCUUCGUAAAUAUUCUACGAAAUGCAUUGGAUUUAAGACCGGGUGUGAACAUUCAUGGUGGUUCUAUCAAGCAAGAUUUUCAAUUAGAAAAUAGACUUGAUAACGAAUUGAUUCGAUUGGCUGAGCCAAUAUUAAAUGGUAAACAAAAACGUGUUGAUAUUGAAAUGAAUAUUAACAACGAAUGUCGAGCAUUUGCAUCUACGUUGAGUUAUCAAAUAUCUAAACAAUUUGGUGAAAAUGGUUUGCCAGAGCAUAGUAUUAACAUCAAAAUGAAAGGUUCAGCAGGUCAAAGCUUUUGUGCUUUCAUGACGAAAGGUAUUCACGUGACACUUGAAGGAGAUGCUAACGAUUAUGUAGGAAAGAGUCUUUGUGGUGGUGAAAUAGUGAUAUAUCCACCGAAAGAAUCAGAUUUCAAUUCUGAAGCUAAUGUCAUAGUAGGAAACGUUUGUCUUUAUGGUGCGACUUCUGGUAAAGCAUAUUUCCGAGGUAUCGCAGCUGAGAGAUUCAGUGUUCGUAACAGCGGAGCUGUUGUAGUCGUCGAAGGUGUAGGUGAUCAUGGUUGCGAAUAUAUGACUGGAGGAUGUGCUGUUAUUCUUGGAUUAACAGGACGAAAUUUCGCUGCUGGAAUGUCUGGUGGAAUAGCUUAUGUUUUUGAUGUUGAUGGUUCAUUCAAAAGCAAAUGCAAUCCCGAAAUGGUUGAGCUACUUCCACUUAAUAACACGGAAGACAUUGCUUAUGUAAAACAAUUGUUGGAAGAGUUUGUUGAGAAGACUGGUUCACUUAUUGCAAAGGAUUUGUUGAAUUUAUGGCCUGAACCAACGACCAGAUUUGUUAAGGUAUUUCCUUACGAGUAUCAACGAGUAUUGGAACAACGAGAAGAAACAAAGCAAGAACAACCGAUUCUUAAUGGAAAUUCACAGACUGAUUCAAAAGUGAAAGAUAUUGAAGAAGUUGUCACGGAUGGAGAAGUAGCACAGAAAAAAUUAGACAAGAUAAGAGGAUUUAUGAAGUAUAAGAGACAUACAGAAUCAUAUAGAGCAGCCGAGAAGCGUAUGGAGGAUUGGGAUGAGAUUUAUAAUUUCCAAGGCGUAAGAAAAGGAUUACGUACUCAAGCAGCAAGGUGCAUGGAAUGUGGUGUUCCAUUUUGUCAAAGUAGUUAUGGUUGUCCACUUGGAAAUAUUAUUCCUAAGUGGAAUGACCUUGUAUUUCAUUCCAAUUGGAAAGAGGCGCUUAAUCAGCUUUUACAAACGAACAAUUUCCCAGAAUUCACUGGAAGAGUAUGUCCUGCACCAUGCGAAGGUGCUUGCGUACUUGGCAUAUCAGAACCUCCUGUCACUAUAAAAAAUAUUGAAUGUGCAAUAAUUGAUCAUGCAUUUGAACAAGGAUGGAUUCUUCCGCAUCCUCCAACAACAAGAACUGGGCGUACUGUAGCAGUAAUAGGUUCUGGUCCAGCUGGUUUAGCUGCUGCACAUCAAUUAAACAAAGCUGGUCAUUUAGUAACUGUAUAUGAAAGGAAUGAUCGUGUUGGAGGAUUAUUACAAUACGGUAUACCUACAAUGAAAUUAUCCAAACAAGUUGUACAAAGAAGAGUAUCUUUACUCGCUGCGGAAGGUAUAGUUUUUAAGACCGGUGUUGAUGUCGGAAAAGAUAUUACUGUUCAGGAAUUAAAAAAUCAAUACGAUGCAGUAUUACUUUGCACUGGUGCAACUUGGCCUAGAGAUAUACAGAUUCCUGGUAGAGAACUCGAAGGAAUUCACUUUGCUGUUAGUUUUCUAGAACACUGGCAGAAAAAGCAGAUGGGUAAUGAAACCCCACAGGAUUUGCGGCUUAUGGCACAGGAUAAAGACGUUAUCAUAUUAGGUGGUGGCGAUACAGGCUGUGAUUGUAUUGCAACGUCUUUACGUCAGGGUGCUAAGACUAUUACUACUUUUGAAAUCUUACCUGAACCACCUGUAAAACGGGCUACAGAUAAUCCUUGGCCUCAAUUCCCUCGAUUGUUUAAAGUAGAUUAUGGUCACGAAGAAGUGGCCUUGAAAUUUGGUCGUGAUCCUCGUCAAUUCAGUACUCGCAGUGAGGAAUUUUUGGACGAUGGUAAUGGACAUGUGAGUGGUAUCAAGACUGUAACUGUAGAAUGGACAAAGGAUUCUACAGGAGGUUGGAAAAACAAUGCAGUUCCUGGAUCUGAGAAGAUAUAUAAAUGUGAUUUAGUUUUACUUGCUAUGGGAUUCUUGGGCCCAGAAAAAUAUAUUGCUAAUGAGUUGCAAACGAAAAUGGAUGCUCGUGGAAAUUAUGAGACUCCAAUAGGCAAAUACAAAACUAGUUUGCCUGGAAUCUAUGCAGCUGGAGAUUGUCGACGAGGACAAUCGUUGGUUGUUUGGGCAAUAACAGAAGGAAGACAAGCCGCAAGGGAAAUAGAUAUUGAUUUAAUGGGAACGACUGGUCUUCCUGGAGCUGGCGGUGUAAUAACUGGCGUUGUUGCAUAAGAGGUAGAUGGAAAGAAAUAAAAGAAGAAAUUCUCGAACGAAUCAUAUCGAAAGCCAUCGAACGAUAAAUGGAAAUCGUUCCGUGGGUAUCUGUCAAGUGGUGGACACAGAAGUUGGCUUUUUCAAGUAUUUUAGCAUAGCUAAGAAGCUGAUGUAUAAAGAGCAGUAAAUAUCAGAGGUAUAGCAGAGAUAUUUAAGUUAAAUAAUAGUUGGUAGCAGCUCUAUACGAAAGUAUUGAUAUGAAAGGUUAGAUGAUCUUCUUUAUAUCGGAAAAGAAUGGUUUAUCCUCUCUACUCAAAAUUAUUCAUUUUUUUUGUUUUUGGACGUACUUUCAUUUCAUGGAAUAUCUUUCUAUUGAGAGAUUAUCAUUAUCAUCAUCAUCAUCAUCAUCAUCAUUAUCAUCAUUAUCAUUAUCAUUAUUAUUAUCAUCAUUAUCAUCAUUAUCAUUAUCAUAGACUAUGAUGAAGAAUGAAUAUGUAGAGAAGAUAUCGAUAUGUUAUAUUAUAUCGAGGUAAUUAAAAAUUCGAUUGUCCGAGAUAAGCCAAUAAAAGGAUUAUAUACAGCAGGAUUAUGAAAGACAAUAGAAAGAUGGUACAUACGUGUUUUUGAAACUGAUACGUUUCUUAUUCGCUAUUGAUAGUGAGAUGAAAGUGUCAUUAAUAAUUUAUUAUUUUUGACAGAAGUAAUCUCAUUCUUUAUAAAAAAUGUAUGUACAUUUUCUGUCACAUUAUGUGAUAUAUAUAUAUAUAUACGUAUAUAAUAUCGUGGAUUUAAAAGAAAUCGAAAAAGUAUCUUUUACCAUUCGCGAUUAAGAACUUCAAUUGAAUGAUAUCAGAUGUUAGUAUGAAAAAAGAAAAAAAGAAAAAGAAAAAAAAAACGUAACGUAGAAGUACAUACGUAAGAUUCGUAAUCUCGGUUGCAGUUCGAUGAUCAUUAUCUACUUAAAACUUUGCCUGCUGAUGAUCAAUCUGUGUGCUGGUUAUUUUAUUGGAUUAUUAUAUUGUUAUAAUAUUUCUUGAAUAUAUUGAACAAAUAUGAUUAGCAAUUAUUGAUUAGAAAAAGGAAGGGAAAGGAGAAUCCAGUGACACAUACAGCAACAGUAGCAGCAGAGUAGUAUGCAAGUAUUUUUCGAGCCUAUAUUUGCCUAUAAUAGUCUUUUUUCUUUUUUUUUUUUAUAAUAAUGCAUAAAAAUGGGCUAGCUUGAAAAAAAGAAAGGAAAAAAAUUACAGGGUAGGCUAAAUGUUUUUAAUGUUAAAAAUCGAAUACUCUUUUUUGAGACUUUUUAAGACUAAUAAUGUUUUAUUGUCAAAUUAUAGAACUCCCUUUCUAUAAGCCUACAAAAGCUCCUCGAUAAAGAGUUAGUGGUUUUUAAGAUCACUUAGGAAUUUUUGGCCUAGCCUGUAUAAGAAAAAAAAAAAUGAUCAUGUACCGUUAAUGAUAAUAAUGAUAAAAAUAAUAUCAUCGAUGAUUAAUUUAAAAUAAAUAGUCAAUCAAUUGACGAUGGAUUUGUAAUAAUAACCAUUUAGAAAAAAGAAUGUAUGCACUUCUCUCUAAUUCGGAAGUAUUCAAGGUUGUGUGUCUCGUAUAUUUUACGACAGGUAUCUCCUAGAAUCCGGCAUUAUUAUAUGAACCGGUACUAAGUAUAUGAUUUGUUUUUACACACAUUAUUUUAUUUUAUUUUUUUAUUUUCUUGUUUCUUUUUUGUAAAAUAAUUUUUUAGAUUUGCAACAAACACACAUUUAUAGGCUAUGAUUAAGUGAUGGAAUGAAUUAAGUGUGAUAACAAAGUAGAUAAUUUAUUUACACAAAUGCCUUUAUGGCAUUGUGUAUAUAUGCACGAGGCAUUUUAUAUAUAUAUAUAUAUAUAUAUAUGUGUGUAUAUAUAUAUAUAUUUAAAAGUGUUAUAAGUGAAUCAUUAAUUAAUUUUUAUGUUCACUCGCAUUGUUAUUGUACAUUUCAAUAAGUACAGAUAUAUCCCUUAGAUAACGUGACGCAAGUAAACAGAUAUGACCAUACUCUAUUACUCAAAAGUUUCCAUAUUUUAUUAUUGUUGUUGUUGUUGUUGUUAUAAUUAUUAUUAUUAUUUUUAUUAUUCUUAUUAUUCUUAUUCUUAUUCUUCUUCUUCUGAUUACUAUUAUUCUUAUUAUUAUUUUAAAAAUAUUUUUAUUAAAUUUCAAGUUGUUUUAUUUGGGUGAUACAAAAGUAACUUAUGAUCGAAUAGUUGUAAUAAAAAUAAUGACGCAUUUAAUAUACAAAAUUUAUUGUCAAAUGUUUAUGUUAAAUAUAUAUUUAAUUCUUUUUUCUUAUUUCUUUUUUUUUUCUUUUUUUAAUUAUCACAUCAUAUUACAUUAUUUUUUCUUUCUUUUUUUUAUUUGAAAUAAUAUAUAUGUAUAUAUAUAUAUAUAUAUAUAUAUAUAUAUAUAUAUAUAUUUUAUUUUGUUUAAUAUGAUCAAACAGCGACGGGGAUUGGUCAUAACUGAUAACAUGUGUCAUGUUCCGAGACAAUAAAAAAUAUAUUUCUGCGUCAUAAAGAAAACAGUAGUUUUUCAAUAGAAGUUUGAAGGUGAAGGGUUUGCUAGUCUGUUUUUAUAUACAUGAGAUUGUCACUGCUAAGUAUUAAAAAGGUCGAAAGAAGUAUCGCUUGAAUAAUAUAAUAAUUAAAAACAAAAGAAGAUAAUUAACUAUCUGGAUAAAAUGAAGUAGAUAUACAUAAAUAUAUACAUACAUAUAUACAAACAUACAUAUGUAUUGAGAGAGAAAUUGUAGGAAAAUAUUUUUUCUUGCAAUGUGGUAUAUAUCAUAUUUAUAUUAUUUUAUGAAAAAAGAGAAAACUAACAAGAAAUAAUAAGAAUAACUGCAGAGAGAGAGAGAGAGAGAAAGAGAGAGAGAGAGAGAGAGAGAGAGAGAGAGAGAGAGAGAGAGAGAGAGAGAGAGAGAGAGAAAUAUUGUUAUCUUAAACUUGUUAUUGUUUUUCCUGGACGCUGAUCAAUUAAAUAAAUUUUUAAAGAAUCGUCCAUAGCUCACUUCGGCUCCGAUUAAAAGAUUAAAUAUUUUAUGGAAAGGAGAAGUUUAAUUAAAAAGAGAAAGCAAAUAGUGCGUAAUUUUACGACCAUAUGUAUUACUUAUGAUGCAGUUGCAUUAAAUAAAAAGAAAAAAAAAAAAGAAAAUAAUAAAACCAAAACAGCUAUCUUAUAUUAAAAGUCGACCAAUAUUUUUUUUCGAAGAAAAAAUAAUAAUAUACCGUAGAGAUAUAAUGUGAAAUAUAAUAUUCCGUAGAGUCAAUCAUAAAUUUGUAUUGUUUGUUUAAUCCAUUGUUUUUUUCCAAUUAUUUAUAAUUUAAUAUUUAUUUUUCAGCUUAAGAAUCACCAUAAACAUACGCGAAUUGACUUAUACAUGAAUCCUGUACGUUUUCCUGCUUCUUCAUUGAUGUUCAUAAUCCAUUUCAUCAUCCUGUUGUUGAUCCUGCUAAAUCCUUCGUAAGAUGAAAUCUGUAUCUACAUUUUGUAGCAGAAAUUAAGAGAUGACGAAUGUACUCGUCAGACAAAUAACAGAUUAAAGUAGCCGAGUAUGAUCAGACAAAGAAGAGAUAUUGUCGGUAAAACGUCGGUAAAACAAAUACCUACUAGUAUUGAUUGCAGAUAAACAAGAAUAUGCCAUUAACGACAGUUAGCUGACUCGAUAUCGACAGAAAACAUUUUUCAAGCUUGCUUUGGAUGAGGCGUCGUAGUCGAUGGUUCUGAUCGGAAACACGAAAGCAGGAAACCAGUGUACAUCGCAAAGACCACUGUAGUCGCUAUUAAUAUAUACAUGUAGAUGUUUAAUUCUGGUUGACGGUAUCUGUUUUUGCGAAGCCACUCGAGAACUUCAUUUUCUUUGUGAAGAUCACCUUUAAAUUAAAAGUAUAUAUAAAUCUAAUCAAAUACUUACAAAAGAAAACAGCGAGGAAUUCAUUUUCAUCUAACAACUUGUCGAGCAUCUUCUUGUUAACUUCUUCGAUUUCAUUCUUUAUCUCAAAAACAUCUUGGGAAGUGAGCCAUUGUAAAAUUUUAUCUUCUUGGUUUCAGUACUCGAUAUCUUUACAAAAUCGAUUCCAAAAAGAUCAGCUUCACCGUCGAUCUUCUCCAAUGCUUCCAUAAUUUCGUCGCACUCUGCACAAUCUUCGUCGUCUAUCAUUUGUCGUUAAGGUAUUAAACACACUCACAAAAGAAGACUGCCAGAAAUGGCGACUCGUCCAAUAGUCUCUCCAACAUCCUUUCGUUGACAGAUUCAAUCUCAUCAGCCAAUUCACGAUUUUCAUCAUCGAUCAACCAUUCCAAAACUGACUCCUCGUUUUGGAGAUCUCCUAGAAUAGAAAUAUAUAAGAAAAUUUAUAUUUAACCUCGGCAUUCUAUACUAUAGGAUGUUAAUAAGAGAAGUAAGGAAAUCGUCAGAGAGAAAGAGAGUGUGUGAGAGAGAGAGAAAGAGAAAGAGAAAAAGAGAGACCUUCGAACAAAAGAGGAUUGCCAUUACGAAAGUAAACUAGAGCAGGAAAAGUUUUAAUGGAAUAUCUUUUCGCUAGUUGUGGAUCUUGAAUCUUAACCAAGUGUAUACCAAAGACGUCACAUUCGUCGUCGACUCUUUCUAAACCUUCUAAUAUUUCGUCGCAUAUGUGACAGUUUUGCUUGUCUGAAAUAGAUACGAAAAUAUCUUUUGUUUUAUCGUUGAACGCUCGGUUGCAAGUUCAAAGGAAAUCUUACAAAAAUAAACAGCAAGAUACUGUGUUUCUUCAACAAAGGCUUCCAACAUCACUCGAGUUAUCAGUUCAAUGCGAUCCUCAGUUUUCUGUGUGAUCAGCCACUGCAAUACUUCCUCUUCUACGGCCAAGUCUCCUGUAAUAGAAAGUAAGCAAAUUUUGAAAAAUAAGUUGAUAGAAAACAUUAGAGGAAUAUAUAAUGCAAACCUUCGAAUACGUUGGGUAUUUGAUUUUCAAAAUAAACGAGGACUGGAAAAUCAGUAACGCCGUAAUCCUCUGCCACUUUGUGAUCCUACAAGUGAUGAACACAAAUCUGUGAUUUUACGUUGAAGAACAAUUAUGUUCAAAAGUAAAUUAUAGGAUUCCAGUGCAUUGUUCGCAAUUGUCCAGAUCUAAAUAAGAAUAAAAUUGUUGAAACAUAUUUAAUGAUAUUAACGGAAGAUUAAUAUUUCUAAUCGAGGAGAUGAUGGCAUUUUAUUUUCAUUAUAAGAAAAGGAAAAAAAAAAGAAAGAAAAUGGAUUAUAUUUUUCACGUUGCUUGCGAUCGUGCAUGCCAUUGAAGAGCUAAGUUAUAUCUACCGUGCAAAGAGAUAUAUAAAUGACUUACAGAAAUAUACGGCCAAGGAUUCGGAUUCUCGAAUUAGAUUCAGAAGUUCUUCUCCAUCCAAAACUUCGAUUGCCUCGCCCGAUGGAUCCUUUUGCGUCAUUAACCAUUGCAAAAUCUGUUCUUCGUCGUAGAGAUCUCCUGCGAUGGCAUACAAAUGGUAUAAGAUUAACAGCAAAUAUCACCGGUUCUUUCGAUGUCAGUUUGAAAAAAAGGAUUCCUGGUAACGCAAAUACUCCGUAAUGUUUGGCAAGUUCCUUGUCGUCGAUCUUUACAAAUUUGAUUCCGGCACUAUCAGCUUCGUCGUCAAUAUGCUCGAUCUCUGCCAGAACUCUACUACAUUGUUUACAGUCGGUGCUGUCUAAACACACACAUAUAGUGAUCAAAUUGGAUCGGUUAACCAAUCAAGGAUCUCUUCCUCGUCAUCUAUAUCACCAUCGUAAUUCGUACUUUUACCUUUCCGGAAAUAAGUUAUACCAGCAGCUUCGUCGUCGAUCAACUCGACGUGCCGGAGUACUCGAGGACUUUCUGGAUCUUCUUCUUUGUCUGUGAAUAAUACGUUCGAGAAGAAAGGCAGAGGAAUAUGUAUUUAUUGUCUUAACAACGUUCACAAAGAUCAACGUUUGAAUAUAAUGGAAGAAAGAGAAGAAAGUAUCAAAGAAUUAUAUAAGAAAUUAGCCAAAGCGAUAGAGAAGAAAUAAAUCUUUCCACAUUACUCAUGGUAAUUAAAAAUAGACGUAGAGCAUCGUCGUAUAUUUUCACAAAUUGAUUUAAACAUCCUUUGGGCUAAUUAUCGUAACACUUGUAUCUACAUCAUUUAGAUACUACAUAGAAUUCUUUUCCACUGAGCUCCAUUGACGAUGGAUUAUUAAAAGGACAGGCACUCGGUAGACAUAUUUAAAGGAUUUUCAUAGCCAAAAGGAAUACGACAGGAAAUGAAAUAAUAUUGCACCGACUACCUUUCUCGACUCUGCAUUUAAUGACCAAGCGAAAUGAAGCACACCAAGCUUACCGUCGUACAUGAUUGGAACACCGGUCUCGUAGUAAAUCAGUGCUGGAAAGGAGAAGACACCGAUCUCGGCUGCCAAUUUAGCAUCGUUCGAUUUGACGAACUGAAUCCCGUGCUUAUCUGUAUCAUCAUCAAUCGUUUCUAAUUCCUCCAAUAUUUCUGCACAGGUAUCGCAAUCGUCAUCGU